GCCUGAGGCCUGCGAUUCGGAGCCGGUUCCUGGGCGGAGGCAUGAGCGCGGCUGAGGCAGGAGCCGUUGGGGCGUCCCUCCCGCCGCCGGCCGAGGAGAGCUGAGGCCGAGGCCUGGUGGCGGCGGUCCGGAAGAGGAUGCGUGUGACGGCGCGGCGGGGGGCGGUGGCGGGCAGCCUGGCGCUGGCCCUGCUGGCGGCAGCCCUGGUGGGGCGGCGGGCCCUGGUGUGCCCGGGAGCCCGGGGGGGCGGGAGCGGCCCGGGGCCCGCCGACGAAGAGGAGGAUGACGAGGAGGAGGAGGAGCUGGUGGUGCGGGACGAGCGGGGACGGGGCGAGUACCGCUACGGCAAGGACACACCGCUGGUGUUUGUGGGCGGGGUGCCCCGCAGCGGCACCACCCUGAUGCGCGCCAUGCUGGACGCCCACCCCGAGGUGCGCUGCGGCCAGGAGACCCGCAUCAUCCCCCGCCUGCUGGCCAUGCGCCAGGCCUGGGCCCGCUCCGCCCGCGAGAAGGCCCGCCUGGACGAGGCCGGCGUCACGGAGCGGGUGCUGGACGCGGCCGUGCGCGCCUUCGUCCUGGAGGUCAUCGCCCGCCACGGGGAGCCCGCCCGCUUCCUCUGCAACAAGGACCCCUUCACCCUCAAGUCGUCCGUCUACCUGGCCCGCCUCUUCCCCAACUCCAAGUUCCUGCUGAUGGUGCGCGACGGCCGCGCCUCCGUCCACUCCAUGAUCUCGCGCAAGGUGACCAUCGCCGGCUUCGACCUGACCAGCUACCGCGACUGCCUGACCAAGUGGAACCGGGCCAUCGAGGUGAUGUACGCCCAGUGUCUGCAGGUGGGGCGGGCCAAGUGCCUGCCCGUCUACUACGAGCAGCUGGUCCUCCACCCGCAGCGCUCCCUGCGCCUCGUCGUCGACUUCCUCGGCCUCGCCUGGACCGACGCCCUCCUGCACCAUGAGGACCUCAUCGGCAAGCCCGGGGGCGUCUCCCUGUCCAAGAUCGAGCGAUCGACAGACCAGGUGAUCAAGCCCGUGAACCUGGAAGCCCUGUCCAAGUGGAUCGGGCACAUCCCGGAAGACGUGGUCCAGGACAUGGCCCACAUCGCUCCCAUGCUGGCCAAGCUCGGCUACGACCCCUACGCCAACCCGCCAAACUACGGAGACCCCGACCCGUUCGUCGUCAACAACACCAACCGGGUUAUGAAAGGAGACUUUAAAACACCAGCCAAUCUGAAAGGAUAUUUUCAGGUGGAUCAGAAUACAUCCUCUCCUCAUUUAUGAAGUGCGCGAUUUCCCGGGGUUCUGCAAAUGCCUUUUCAACACCAGAAAGAGAAGAUAGUUUGCAACGGAGUGGAAAUCACUUUAUCCAAGCAUAUUGCUUGCUCUUAUUGCCAAAACAGGACAGCUAAACGAGGAAUGGAUUUGCAUUUGCGUGCAAAGGCCCAAACGUUUGAAACUUCCAGCUAACAUUCUCUGAUCUGUUUGGAUACCCGUCAUGUGCGAGAAACAUCAGCGGAAGGGGCCUGGGGGUGACAGGAGAGGUGGGGAUCCGGACCCGAAGGUGACGUUUUGUUUUCAGUUAUUGGGGAAUUUUCCAAUAUGCAUCGUUUUUAUUUCCUAACUCGCAGAAUCGAAACGAAGCAUCGCGACUGGAGCUCCACAUCUAAUUCCCUCCCCAACAUCUCCCUGCCUCCUGUCAGCCCUUCAUUUAGAACUCACAGAAUCUAUUUAAGGAUUUUAAUAUAUGAGGCUGUUUGGAAUUAUAUUUGGCACGCUGCAACUGAAUUUCACGAGAAUAAAAGUAUCGUUUAAUAUAGAGAAAGGACUU
Tachyglossus aculeatus (Australian echidna) is the source of this 1824-nucleotide messenger RNA. RefSeq names its product tyrosylprotein sulfotransferase 2 (gene TPST2). Gene Ontology annotation, cellular component: Golgi apparatus. Gene Ontology annotation, biological process: peptidyl-tyrosine sulfation. Gene Ontology annotation, molecular function: protein-tyrosine sulfotransferase activity. The transcript is spliced from 6 exons. Lineage: Eukaryota; Metazoa; Chordata; Mammalia; Monotremata; Tachyglossidae. The coding region runs from base 138 to 1277 and encodes 379 amino acids. The record is from RefSeq and is a predicted model, not a curated record.